Cariama cristata (Red-legged seriema) is the source of this 2782-nucleotide messenger RNA. RefSeq names its product obscurin-like. The record is from RefSeq and is a predicted model, not a curated record. The transcript is spliced from 7 exons. Gene Ontology annotation, molecular function: protein binding. Lineage: Eukaryota; Metazoa; Chordata; Aves; Cariamiformes; Cariamidae. The annotation marks the transcript as partial.
AUGGAUUACAGCUCGUUCAGUGGAGUCCCCCGGUUCUUGACCCGGCCUAAGGCAUUUAUGGUGUCUGUGGGGAAGGAUGCUACCUUGAGCUGCCAGAUCAUUGGAAACCCCAUCCCAGUUGUGAGCUGGGAAAAAGAUAAACUUCCAGUCCAGUCUGGGGGAAGGUUUAAAACCACAGAAGAUGGGGAUCUCUAUCGGCUAACAAUCUAUGAUCUGAGCCUGGAGGACAGCGGCCAAUACAUCUGCCGAGCCAAGAACACCAUCGGGGAAGCUUUUGCAGCUGUCAGCAUCAAAGUUGGCGAGGAGACCACAGUAACAGAGUCAGCCCCAUACUUCAUCCAGAAACCCUCUUCCAUCAAAGUAACGUUGGGAGAAGACGCCAUGUUCAAAUGCAAAGUUCAGGGCAGCCCUCCCCUCUCGGUGAACUGGGAGAAGGAUGGGAGACACCUGCGGAACCGGGCUGAUGCCGGCCGCUUCCAGAUCGAGUCUGCCGGGGAGUCAAACGCUCUCACCAUCCAGUGUGCCCGGCUCGGGGACAGUGGUACCUACACUUGCCGGGCAGAGAAUCCCAUUGGCUCUGCCAGCGCUUCGGCUGCGCUGGUGGUAGAAACUCAUGGCUCUUCCAACCCGGGCAGCAGCAGCCACUUCGAUACCAGCUGUGGCAAGACGGCAUCCUUGUUGUCUCACUUGCAAAAGAGACGGGAGGAGAUCAGGAAGACAGACAUCUCCCAUGGGGCUCUUGAUUCAACAUCUGCCCAAUCUUACUUCGCGACAGAAGGGUUGUCCGGCAUCAGCUACAGCCUCUCCCGGGAUUACGAGAGAGCGGCUGGACUUACCACCAAAGGGGCCCGCAACGCAACUUUUGGGGCGUUGACACGCAUGUGCAGUGUGACGGAGGGAAAGCACGCCAAGCUGAGCUGCUACGUGACGGGUGAGCCCAAACCAGAGAUUGUGUGGAAGAAGGACAACGAGGUCAUUUUGGAAGGGCGGCGGCAUGUCAUCUAUGAGGAUGAUCAGGAGAACUUUGUGCUGAAGAUCCUCUUCUGCAAGCAGAUAGACAAUGGGCUGUACACUUGCACAGCCUCCAACCUGGCAGGCCAGACGUACAGCUCCGUCCUUGUCACCGUCAAAGAACCCUCAAUACCCUUCAAGGAAAAACUGAAGGAUCUUGAAGUGAGGGAGAAGGAAUCUGCCACCUUCCAAUGUGAAGUGCCUGUUCCUAGUACAGAGACAGCUUGGUUCAAGGAGGAAACCAAGCUCCGACAGAGCAAGAAAUACAACAUCGAAGAAGAGGGCACGUAUCGCCGGCUCACUGUCCAGAAUGUCACUGCAGAUGAUGACGCUGUCUAUAUCUGUGAGAUGAAAGAAGGGAGCAGGACCAUCGCAGAAUUGUCUGUCCAAGGGAACAUCAUUAAAAAACUUCCACGAAAGACUGCGGUCUUCAUAAAUGAUACAGCCAUCUUCUGUGUGGAGCUGGACAAUGAUUGCCAGAACAUCCGAUGGCUGAAAAAUAAAGAAGAAGUGAAACCCAGUGAUCGAAUCUCCAUCACAUGCUCUGGCAAGCAACACACCAUGAUCAUCCGAGAGUGUAAGAUGGAAGAUGCUGGCGAGAUUGCCUUCCUGGCUGAUGAAAGUAGGACUUCUACCCAGUUCAGUGUGACCACUCCCAAAAAACCUCCCACCCAACCCCCAGCUGACCCUGUGGUGAAAAAUAAAACAGAAACCUCAGUGACGCUAGCAUGGUCCCCUCCGAAAAUGGACCGCCCCAUUCCAAUUGAUGGCUACGUUGUGGAACGCAAGAAACUAACUGGCUUUACUUGGGUGAGGUGCCAUGAGUCUCAUGUCCCGGUCCCAGAGUUCACGGUGAGCAACCUUUCAGAAGAGGCUGACUAUCAGUUCAGAGUGUCUGCAGUCAACGCCUAUGGACAGAGCCCCUACCUGGAGUUCCCAGGGAGCAUGCACCUUGAACCAGUCCUGGCUGUGAAAACCCCUCUGACAACCGUUGAAGCUGUACCUGGAGGGGAUGCUCUGUUUACUGUUGACCUUACGACAACAUGUUCCGGCACUUGGUACCUUAAUGGUAAAGUCUUACAGGAAAGUGAGACCUACAUCAUUAAGAGAACACAAACUACUCACACUCUAAUCAUAAAGAAUGUCACCAAGAAAGAUGAUGGAGCAGAAGUGAAAUUUGUUGCCAAUAAUGUUGACACCAGCACCAAGAUGAAAGUGAAAGGUGCUGCAGUGAGAUUUACCAACAAGAGCAGAGAUAUAGAAAAAGUCUCUGCUCGACUGCGGGAAGAAGCCAAACUUCAGGCUGAGCUUUCGGACACAGAGACUACUGUGAAUUGGAUGAAGGAUGGGAAAGAGCUCAAGACCAGUGACAAAUAUGAACUUCAAACUGUGGGGAAGAGGCACAUCCUGAAAAUUCGCAACACUACCGCAGAGGAUGCUGGAGUUUAUGAGUGCGUCUGUAAAGGGGAUAAAAUGCUCUAUCAGCUUUCAGUGAAAGCACUUGCAAACUUCAUAAACAAAGAGAAAAGUGGAGGAGUUAUCAGGGCCAUUGCUGGAAAAGAGGCUGAAUUUCUUUCUGAGACCUCUGAGGCCAACAUCAUGGUUAAGUGGUACAAAGAUGGCAAAGAAAUCACAGCCAGCAAGAAAUUCACCAUGGAAGAUAAAGGAAAACUGCAUAAGCUUGUGGCUUCAGCUGUGACGAAAGAAGAUGAAGGAACAUACACAUGCAAGAUUGGAGAUGACACUCUUAUUUUUGAUUUAAAAGUCUCAG